Molecule: messenger RNA, 1359 nt
Organism: Lycium ferocissimum
Lineage: Eukaryota; Viridiplantae; Streptophyta; Magnoliopsida; Solanales; Solanaceae
Exons: 2
Coding region: 100-1131 (343 amino acids)
Biological process (GO): DNA alkylation repair; base-excision repair; base-excision repair, AP site formation
Cellular component (GO): nucleus; protein-DNA complex
Molecular function (GO): DNA-3-methyladenine glycosylase activity; DNA-7-methylguanine glycosylase activity; alkylated DNA binding
Source: RefSeq, a predicted model, not a curated record
UAGAUAACACAAACACAUCCAGCUGACUACUCACACUUCACUCACUCAAAUCACAAAGCUAAGAGUGUGUAACAGUGACAAAAAUCCCAUUUUCAUCCCAUGGCCAAAGAAUCCCAUCAUUUACAAUCCAUGGCCAAAGAAUCAUCAGAAUCAUCUGUAUCUCAACCCCACCCUAACACCACCACCACCACCACCACCACCACAACAACAACAAACCCCAUUAAUAAUGUAUCUCUCCCAGCUCAUUUACCACCCACUAAACUUCCUUCAAGACCAAGAAAAACCCGCAAACUUUCCAACACUGACACUUGUUCCCCCAAAACUUCCAUUAUUAUUUCAAGAAUCAUCCCUCGUUCACUUUCAUCUUCAGGUGAGCUUGAAUCCGCCAUUAAUUACCUUAAAUCUUCUGACCCAUUACUUUCUCCAUUAAUGCAAACAUACCCACUUCCAAUUCUUGAACUUUUUCAACCCCCUUUUCUUGCCUUAACAAAAUCCAUUCUUUUUCAACAACUUGCUUAUAAAGCCGGGUCAAGUAUUUAUACCCGGUUUAUAUCUCUAUGUAAUGGUGAAUCUAAUGUAUGUCCAGAUAUGGUGUUGAGUUUGACACCACAACAACUUAGACAAGUUGGUGUAUCUGCUAGAAAAGCAAGUUAUUUACAUGAUUUAGCAAGAAAGUAUAAAAAUGGGAUUUUGUCAGAUAAAUCAAUUGUUGAUAUGGAUGAUAAAUCACUUUUUACUAUGUUAACUAUGGUUAAUGGAAUUGGUUCUUGGUCAGUUCAUAUGUUUAUGAUUUUUUCAUUACAUAGGCCUGAUGUGUUACCAAUACAUGAUCUUGGUAUUAGGAAAGGUGUGCAAAUGUUAUAUGGACUUGAGGAUUUACCUAGGCCAUCACAAAUGGAUCAGUUGUGUGAGAAAUGGAAACCGUAUAGGUCGGUAGCUUCGUGGUAUAUUUGGAGGUAUGUAGAGGCAAAAGGGGCGAAUUCAAAAGCGAAUAAUGUGGUGGGGAAUUCUAAUGUUAGUUUACAACAGCAGAUGUUGACAAUGCAGCAACAACAACGUCAAUCGGAUCAGCAGUUCUUGGAUCCUAUUAAUGGGGUUCUUAAUGUUGGGGCAUGUGCAUGGGGACAGUAAGUGAAGUCAAGUCACAUAGUUGUCAGUGGCAGUGGAGUUUUUUUGGGGGGUAGCAAAUUGCUGAAAUGUUGGCAACAGGUUGUCUACAUGUACUGAAAAGUCUGGAAAUAGCUAAGAACAUUGUGAAUCCACUUUGUAAGUUCAGCAAGAACUGGUGUUGUAAGUUGUAACUCAUCCUUUUUACUGAGAAGGGCCACUUUUUAAAUAUUAAAAGUUAAUUACUCAAAA